GUACGAAUCGGUCGAUUUUUUCCAGCCGUACCAAAGACCCGCCAGCAAAGCCCAACAUCUCUCUACUUCUCCAAACUUCUAAACAUUCUCCCUCUUAUCACUCUCGCUCCUCAAACCCUCCACUUAGGGUUUGUUUGCGCCAAAUUCCCGCCAAGAACCCACACUUCAGAUUCAACAGUUUUCUCGAGAAAAUCCGAGAAUUUCCGAGAAAGUGAAAGGAAGAGCAUGGGCAAAGACGACGAAGAAAUGAGGGGAGAGAUAGAGGAGCGGUUGAUAAACGAGGAGUACAAGAUAUGGAAGAAGAACACUCCGUUUUUGUACGAUCUGGUCAUAACCCAUGCCCUAGAAUGGCCAUCGCUUACUGUGGAGUGGCUUCCCGACCGAGAGGAGCCUCCGGGGAAGGACUAUUCGGUGCAGAAGAUGAUUUUGGGGACCCACACCUCCGAGAACGAGCCGAAUUACCUUAUGCUCGCUCAGGUUCAGCUGCCGUUGGAGGACGCCGAGAACGAUGCGCGGCAUUAUGAUGAUGAUCGAGCUGAGGUUGGGGGUUUCGGUUGCGCCAAUGGAAAGGUGCAAAUAAUCCAGCAAAUAAAUCAUGAUGGAGAGGUUAAUCGGGCUCGUUAUAUGCCUCAGAAUCCAUUUAUUAUUGCCACAAAGACUGUCAAUGCUGAAGUUUUUGUGUUCGAUUAUAGCAAACAUCCAUCUAAGCCUCCCAUAGAUGGUGCAUGCAGUCCUGAUUUAAGGCUGAGGGGCCACAGCACUGAAGGAUAUGGUUUAUCGUGGAGUAAGUUUAAGCAGGGUCAUUUACUCAGUGGUUCUGAUGAUGCUCAGAUAUGCCUGUGGGAUAUUAAUGCGACUGCUAAGAACAAAACCCUUGAAGCUAUGCAGAUAUUUAAGGUUCAUGAAGGUGUAGUAGAAGAUGUAGCAUGGCAUUUGAGGCAUGAAAACUUAUUUGGUUCUGUUGGCGAUGAUCAAUACCUUCUUGUAUGGGAUCUCCGAACUCCAUCAGUUACCAAGCCUGUUCAAUCUGUAGUUGCUCAUCAAAGUGAGGUUAACUGUUUAGCUUUCAAUCCCUUCAAUGAAUGGGUUGUUGCAACUGGAUCUACUGACAAAACUGUUAAGUUGUUUGAUCUACGAAAAAUCAAUACUGCACUCCACACCUUUGAUUGUCAUAAGGAGGAGGUUUUCCAAGUUGGUUGGAAUCCAAAGAAUGAAACUAUCUUAGCUUCUUGUUGUCUUGGUAGGAGACUCAUGGUGUGGGAUCUUAGCAGAAUUGAUGAAGAGCAGACACCAGAUGAUGCAGAAGACGGCCCUCCAGAGUUGCUUUUUAUUCAUGGGGGUCACACCAGCAAAAUAUCUGAUUUUUCGUGGAACCCCUGUGAAGAUUGGGUUAUUUCUAGCGUCGCUGAAGAUAACAUACUCCAAAUAUGGCAGAUGGCAGAGAACAUUUACCAUGACGAAGAUGAUUUACCUGAAGAACCGGCAAAGCCCUAGUGUAAUUUCCAAUACUUAGCCAAAUGUAGUCGGUAGAAGCUAAUUAGGGAAGGGGGCAUGCAGCACGCUUUGUUUAUUUAUGUUUAUCUGUAAUUUUAUUAUUUUCUGACCCAUACUUAGAAGCUAAUUGAGGAUUUGUGUUUUCUUUACCGAGUCCGACGAGGGAUGUAUUUGACCCAUGCUUAGUAAUUAAUUAUAUGCAGUACUACGGCAUGGAAGUAAUUUUCCAGUGAAACUUCGUACUA
Messenger RNA from Malus domestica (apple), 1739 nucleotides. RefSeq names its product WD-40 repeat-containing protein MSI1-like. Gene Ontology annotation, molecular function: nucleosome binding; histone binding. Gene Ontology annotation, biological process: regulation of DNA-templated transcription; chromatin remodeling. The record is from RefSeq and is a predicted model, not a curated record. NCBI's taxonomy places the organism in Eukaryota, Viridiplantae, Streptophyta, Magnoliopsida, Rosales, Rosaceae. Gene Ontology annotation, cellular component: nucleus.